Mirounga angustirostris (Northern elephant seal) is the source of this 1964-nucleotide messenger RNA. RefSeq names its product methyltransferase 18, RPL3 N3(tau)-histidine (gene METTL18). The transcript has 3 exons. Gene Ontology annotation, biological process: peptidyl-histidine methylation, to form tele-methylhistidine. Bases 799 to 1911 code for a protein of 370 amino acids. Gene Ontology annotation, molecular function: protein-L-histidine N-tele-methyltransferase activity. Lineage: Eukaryota; Metazoa; Chordata; Mammalia; Carnivora; Phocidae. The record is from RefSeq and is a predicted model, not a curated record.
CGACCGGAAACUCCCGCCCUCCCGGCAGGCCUUGCGAGCUCUCCGCCGGCACCAGUACCAUAGAGAGGAAGCGGACUGCGUUCCUCGUGAGCUCGAGCCGCGCGCGGCUGGGAAGGGAGCCGGGCUUGUCUGGCCCGCGGAGGACUCGACUCACAGGUGCGCGCUUUCCAUUCCGAGGGUCCGGCGUGGCGCGUGCUUUCUCAGCGCCGGGCGCUGGGACCUUCCCGGGCUGCGAGCAUUCUCAGGUCUGGAUCGCUGGACACGGUUGCAGUGAGGCGCUUUGGGGAGGUGAAGGCGGAAGACCCCAGAUAUGCUACCGUCUGUUACAUGGGGCUUUGAGAUUGAGCAUCUGGGGUCGCGGUUGACCUGGGACUUGCAGCCAGAAAUGAAUCCAAGGCCCAGGGCGCGGUUGGGUAGAUAGAAACAGGCACCUUUCUACCCACUUCACUAUGCGACCCGACUUUGUACGUCUCGUGUAAUGGAAAUAAAGACCCCGCCUGCCAGAGCUGUGCAAAUUGAAGCAAAUGGGAUUGUCAUUUACCAAAAUAAAAUCUUGAAGGCCUGUUACGGUAACAGACUGAAGUGAAGAGAUUCUGGCAGUUUUAGGAGAGCUAAUUUGAAAGAAGAGCGAAGACCUCUAAAAAGUCAUUUGGAAACAUCUCUAAAUAUUGUAAAGAAAAAUUAAUCCUCAACAAAACUAACUGAAUAAUUGAAGUAGGUUUAUGUGUGUCAUCAGUUCUAUCCAGAAGUUGAAGAAUCUUCCUUUGAAUUUAAGGAUUGUGUGCCUUUAAUGAGAGGAUGACUUUUCAAUUUAAUUUUACUAUAGAAAACCAUCUGGAAAAUGAAUCAACACCGCUUGGAGAUGGAGCUUUGGCCCUAGAUUCCUCCAAAGGGCCUUCAGUCUCAGAAAGUAAAGAAGGUAAACACAGGGACAGAAAAUGUUCUACAGAACAGUUUGACUGGCCUCAGGAUCAUUUGUCGGAACAUAAGCCAGUGGGCAAUGCAGCUGCCUCGCAAGACACCGACCGCUCACUCGGUGCAGCAAAUAGCUCAAAUAACUUGGAGCCACAUGAAAAACAUCCCUGCAUGAGUGUUGCCCAAGAGCAUCCUAUGCCUAAAGAUUUAAAGAAAGUGUUAGAAAACAAAGUCGUAGAAACACUAUCAGGUCCCCAACAUGUUAAUGUAUCAACAGUGAAAACCAUCUUGUUGAAAGAGAACUUCCCUGGAGAAAAUACAGUUUCACAAAGCAUUUCUUCUCACUCUGAUCUGAUUACUGGUGUUUAUGAAGGAGGCUUAAAAAUCUGGGAAUGUACCUUUGACCUGCUGGCUUAUUUCACAAAGGCCAACGUGAAAUUUGCUGGGAAAAAAGUGUUGGAUCUUGGCUGUGGAUCAGGGUUGCUGGGGAUAGUUGCAUUCAAGGGAGGGGCCAAAGAAAUUCAUUUUCAAGAUUAUAACAGUAUGGUGAUUGAUGAAGUAACCUUACCUAAUGUAGUGGCUAACUCAACUUUGGAAGGUGAAGGAAAUGAUGUAAAUGAACCCGAUGUGAAAAGAUGCAGGAAAUCAAAAAUAACACAAGAAUUAUGUAAGUGCCGGUUCUUUUCAGGGGAGUGGUCUGAGUUUUGUAAGCUUGUACUAAGUAGUGAAAAGUUCUUUGAAAAAUAUGAUCUCAUUCUCACCUCAGAAACCAUUUACAAUCCAGAUUAUUACGAUACUUUGCACCAGACAUUCCUUAGAUUGUUAGAUAAGAAUGGACGGGUGCUCUUAGCCAGCAAAGCACAUUAUUUUGGUGUAGGUGGAGGUAUUCAUCUCUUUCAAAAGUUUGUGGAAGAAAGGAACGUAUUUGAGACUAGAACACUCGAAAUAAUUGAUGAAGGACUAAAGAGAUUCCUAAUUGAAAUGGCUUUUAAGUAACUGAGUUAUUGUCCACUGAGUGUCCUAAGUGAAAUAAAAAGAAUAACCAAAAA